This is a messenger RNA of Perca flavescens (yellow perch), 4263 nucleotides long. Its product is annotated as V-type proton ATPase 116 kDa subunit a. The record is from RefSeq and is a predicted model, not a curated record. Gene Ontology annotation, biological process: vacuolar acidification; proton transmembrane transport. Bases 132 to 2597 code for a protein of 821 amino acids. NCBI's taxonomy places the organism in Eukaryota, Metazoa, Chordata, Actinopteri, Perciformes, Percidae. The transcript has 21 exons. Gene Ontology annotation, molecular function: ATPase binding; proton-transporting ATPase activity, rotational mechanism. Gene Ontology annotation, cellular component: vacuolar proton-transporting V-type ATPase complex; vacuolar proton-transporting V-type ATPase, V0 domain; plasma membrane.
AACUUGACGCACCGCCCUGGUCCUCAGCAUCCAUCAUCUAGGGGGGUUAACAGGCCAGAGAGCUGACCAGACGCAUCUUACUCAGGUGCAUUGUUUCUUUGUUCUAGCUGUGGUGGAGUGUGGUUCUCAUCAUGGGGGAACUGUUCAGGAGCGAGGAGAUGACCCUGGCCCAGCUCUUUCUCCAGUCAGAGGCAGCCUACUGCUGUGUCAGUGAGCUGGGAGAACUGGGCAUGGUCCAGUUUAGAGAUCUGAAUCCAGACGUAAACGUGUUCCAGCGCAAGUUUGUGAAUGAAGUGAGGAGAUGUGAGGAGAUGGACAGGAAACUGAGGUUUGUGGAGAAGGAGAUCAAGAAAGCUAAUAUCCCAACUGUUGACACUGGAGAAAAUCCAGAGGUCCCUUUUCCCAGGGACAUGAUCGAUCUAGAGGCCACCUUUGAGAAGCUGGAGAACGAACUGAAGGAAAUCAACACCAACCAGGAAGCCCUGAAGAAGAACUUCCUGGAGCUGACGGAGCUCAAGCACAUCCUCCAUCGAACCCAGCAGUUCUUUGAUGAGAUGGAGGAUCCCAACCUGCUGGAGGAGUCAUCAGCUCUGAUGGAGGGCAGUGAGGGGGGCCGCGGGGCCCCGCUCAGACUGGGGUUUGUGGCUGGAGUUAUCAGCAGAGAGAGGAUUCCAACCUUUGAGAGGAUGCUGUGGAGAGUGUGUCGCGGUAACGUCUUCUUAAGGAAGGCAGAGAUUGAGGACCCUCUGGAGGACCCCGCCACGGGAGACCAAGUCCACAAAUCAGUGUUCAUUAUCUUCUUCCAAGGUGACCAGCUGAAGAACAGGGUGAAGAAGAUCUGUGAGGGGUUCCGUGCCUCACUCUACCCGUGUCCAGAGACCCCACAGGAGAGGAAGGAAAUGCUGGCUGGAGUCAACAGCCGCAUCGAUGACCUCCAGAUGGUGCUGAACCAAACAGAGGACCACCGUCAGCGAGUGCUGCAGGCUGCCUCUAAGACCAUGCGGGUGUGGUUCAUCAAGGUGAGGAAGAUGAAGGCUAUCUACCAUACACUCAACCUGUGCAACAUCGACGUGACCCAGAAGUGUCUGAUUGCUGAGGUGUGGUGUCCUGUCUCAGACCUGGACUCCAUCCAGUUUGCUCUGCGAAGAGGGACGGAGAGGAGCGGCUCCACAGUGCCUUCCAUUCUCAACAGGAUGCAGACCAAGCAAACUCCACCUACCUUCAAUAAGACCAACAAGUUCACAUCAGGCUUCCAGAACAUUGUGGAUGCCUACGGCAUCGGGAACUACCGGGAAAUCAAUCCAGCUCCGUACACUAUCAUUACUUUCCCCUUCCUGUUUGCGGUGAUGUUUGGAGACAUGGGUCACGGCUUGCUGAUGACCUGUAUUGCCCUCUACCUGGUCAUCCGAGAGAGUCGCCUCGUCGCCCAGAAGAGUGACAACGAGAUGUUCAACAUGGUGUUUGCUGGUCGCUACAUCAUCCUGCUGAUGGGGAUGUUCUCCGUCUACACUGGAAUCAUUUACAACGACUGCUUCUCCAAGUCACUCAACAUGUUCGGCUCUGGAUGGAGUGUUAGGCCCAUGUUUGGCCCCAAAGGAGCCAACUGGACGUAUGAGACACUUGAUGAAAAUGCAGUUCUACAGUUAGAUCCAGCAGUUCCUGGUGUCUUCAACGGGCCUUAUCCUCUUGGAAUUGACCCGAUCUGGAAUCUUGCCACAAACAAGCUGACCUUCCUCAACUCAUUCAAGAUGAAGAUGUCUGUGAUCCUGGGUGUCAUCCACAUGCUGUUUGGAGUGUCUCUCAGCCUCUUCAACCACCUGUACUUCAAGAAGCCACUGAACAUCUUCCUGGGCUUCAUCCCAGAGAUUGUCUUUAUGGCGAGCCUGUUUGGCUACCUCGCUCUGCUGGUCUUCUACAAGUGGACAGCCUAUGACGCCUUCACCUCUAAGGACGCGCCCAGCCUGCUCAUCCACUUCAUCAACAUGUGUCUCUUCAACUACAACGACCCCAUCAACAAGCCCCUCUACAGGGGACAGAUGGGGAUCCAGAUUUUGUUGGUGCUGAUUGCCCUUGCAUGUGUACCCUGUAUGCUGAUUGUGAAAACUAUGGUGCUUCGGCGUCAGCACCUGUGGAAAAAGCACCUGGGCACGCAGAAGUUCGGAGGGGUGCGGGUGGGCAACGGGCCCACGGAGGACGAGGCUGGCAUCAUGGACCAUGACCAGCUCUCCCAGCACUCAGAGGAAGGAGAUGAGUUUGACUUUGGUGACGUAGCUGUCAACCAGGCCAUCCACACCAUAGAGUACUGUCUGGGGUGCAUCUCCAACACAGCAUCCUACCUGCGCCUCUGGGCCCUUAGCUUGGCUCAUGCACAGCUGUCAGAGGUGCUCUGGUCCAUGGUGAUGCACCUGGGUCUGGCCUCCCGGAGCGGGGGCGGAUUCUUCGGCCUGUCUAUCAUCUUCUCGGCCUUUGCCACCCUCACUGUUGCCAUCCUGCUUGUCAUGGAGGGGCUGUCAGCCUUCCUGCAUGCCCUGCGUCUGCACUGGUAUCUCUGCCAAAACUGCACUUCUUCAGUUUUACAUGCACACAAGGAAUGCUAGCAAAAUGAAAGAUUCCUGGCCCAAAGAGGUUUACUUAACUGUGAGCGUACAGGCCUCCAGAUAACCUUCCAUCCUCCAGCUCCAUCGCCUCCUAGCACCACCUCCACCCUGCUGAUCCACCCUGCACCAAUGUAAACUGCACUGACACGCAGGCAAGGCAGUGUAGAUGAGUCUUGGAUUACCCACAGGACCACACUUAUGGGAUUACCAUAGUAAGAUACAACCAUGCAGUAAUUAUGCUUCAUAAAAAGUAUGUAUUAACCGCUAUUAGGAGUAAUUUUAACAUGUUAGAAUAUAGCAGCUGAUGUGGACAGACGUUGUACUGCUUAUAACUAUGAGGAGAAGGUGUUGUGAAAGUGAAGGAUGAUAAUUGCUCAGUAUCUCACAAGGGCAACAUCUCUUUCAGCACAGAGUAGAUAAUUGUAUGAUUCCAGUGAGUUAUAAGCCCACAGGGACAGCUUCGCUGUCUAUGUAUCAGGUUUAAAAUGUAGCUACAGACUGUGAGGGAGAGAGAGGCUUUUCCAAAGUGAAAUACUUGAUCCAUCCAAAGUCAAAGGUAAGAAAGUCACCGAAAUGUCAGCUCUGUAUCUAGUCAGUAUGCAACUUCAGUAUUCAACCUGAGAUUGAUAUUGACAACACAAAAUGGUCCUGAAAUUCUGGUACCCUUUUAUUUAUUACAUAAAUUGAAGCAGUGUUUGGUCCUGCUUUAUAACUGCACAAAAAUACAAUUUGAUAUAUUAGGGUGGAAUGAAAGGAUUGAUAUUAUUCAGGCCUCCCAUAGUUCAGAGCUCUGUCUGUUGCCUGGCAUUGAAACAGUUGUGUCUGUUCCCACUAACAAUCCAUUUAAUAUUGGCUCAUGUGUGGCAAAAUAGAGUUGAGAUCAGGUGUACCCUGCUGCAUUUCUGUUUAACAGACCAUUCCUUGUAAACCUAUUAAGUGAAAGCAACAAGUGUGUUUCCUUUAAUCCUUCUGGUCUGGUUCCUGCACAGAGCCUUACGUCAUGAUUAUGAGAUGGAUAAACAAAGACAGGGAGAGAAUAUCCUGUGUGCUUUUGUUGGACAGAGGUAUGGUGUUAAUGCUUAACUGCUGCUCUCAGGGCUGAUUGUUGUAAGUAGGUUUAAAGAGAACUCACUGUCUGUGCUCAGUCUGUCUGUUGCUCAUGUAAACUAGUGGAAAGUGAUCUGACCACCUUUCAAAUAUGAUCUCAGCUGUCUUUUAUCUAGACUGUGUUGUUCUUCCAAGAAAUCUAUACUAUGUGUUGUAUAAUCCUAGCUAUCUGCCUUACACAUGGGCCAGCUGUAUGUUCCAGGCUGGAGGUCGUGUUGUACAAAGCUGUCUUGCUAGUGGCGUAAGACAGUCACGACAGGCCCCAGUGCAGGCUAAUAUGACGGGCCCUAGUGCACACUAAUUACUAGUUAUGAAACACACAAAGACGCACACACACACACACACACACACACACACACACGCACACCAUUAGGCAUUCGGCUUGCAGAUGUGCUCAGUCCGUCUUGACAGAUUUUGCACCUAAACUGGCUGCUAUACAUCGUAUCCUCUCAUCACAUGAUCAAAUAGAGACUUUACAAUGGACAACAUCAACAUGCAUAUUACUCAGCAAUCAUCAUUGCAUAUUUCUAUAUGACAAAGAAAAUAAUAAAUUAUUCAU